Messenger RNA from Scomber scombrus (Atlantic mackerel), 1522 nucleotides. It is a transcript of the gene arl6ip4, whose product is annotated as ADP-ribosylation factor-like 6 interacting protein 4. NCBI's taxonomy places the organism in Eukaryota, Metazoa, Chordata, Actinopteri, Scombriformes, Scombridae. The record is from RefSeq and is a predicted model, not a curated record. The coding region runs from base 96 to 815 and encodes 239 amino acids. The transcript is spliced from 5 exons.
UCCGUCAACUGAUGUUUGCAAUGGCUUCAGCAGCCACACUUUCUUUGUAGCAUGGUGUGUGGGUUUAUCUUUAUCCCCGGGUAUUUGUGUCAGUGAUGGACCGCAGCAGAUCUCAGGACAGAGCCGACAGGCUGAAAAAACACGACAAAAAGAAGAAACGGAGACGCUCCUCCUCUUCUUCAUCGUCGUCGUCCUCCUCCAGUAGCAGGAGUAGAUCAAAGAAAGCAGCUCAUAAAGAUGUGAAAACACAUAGAAAGAAGCGCAGAAGAAGCUCCUCUUCUCCCUCUUCCUCGUCCACCUCCUCUCCUUCGUCUUCUUCCUCCUCCUCGUCAAGCGAUGAAACCACGAAGAGGAAGAAAAGUAAAGCGAAGAAAAAAAAGCUGAAGAAGAAGGCGAAGCUGAAGAAACAGCGGAAAAAGGAAAAGAAAAAGAAGAAGGAGAAGGAGAAAAUGAAGAAGAAAGAGGAGAGGAAGAAAGAGGAAGUGUUGUUACCCUGUCCUCCUGCAGAGAAACCUUCAUCUCACCUGGAGGUGUGGCAGAGUGAUGAGGGAGCAAUGGAGCUCGGGCCUGUCAUGACAGAUGAACAGAAGGCGCGACUCUCCACUAAGAGGCCUCUCACCAAAGAGGAGUACGAGGCCAGACAGAGUGUAAUCCGCAGGGUGGUAGACCCUGAAUCAGGACGCACCAGACUGGUGAGAGGAGAGGGGGAGAUCAUUGAGGAGAUUGUCAGCCGGGAAAAACACAAAGACAUCAACAAGCAAGCCACCAAGGGAGACGGGAGCUCCUUCCAGAAAAAACUUGGACUGAACAGGUAGAAGUGGCGGUGAUCGCCUCCAGGAGGACAACUUCAUAAACUGAGACUACCAACUCAAGAAGAGCCUGCUCAGACUGCUGAAAAUCCGUGACAUCAAAUGAAGCCAUUUGAAAAUAUUUGCCAAAAAUGCAUAUUUACUGUGCAUUUUAUAUGAAUGAUUCUGUUGCCUGUGAUUGAACUGUACAGCAGAGAAUGUACAAAAAAACAGGGGGUGUUUACUCUUGGUGCACACUAAUGAGUUGAAUCUAUAUGAAAGCCAUCAUCUCCUGUUUAUUUGCCUUAUUAAAUCUAGUUCAUCACAGAGGAGAUGCAGAGUAGUUGGUGGUGGAUUUGAAUGUGUUAAUGGAGAUCUUUUUAAAGGAGCAGCUCAGCAUUCAUCACCUGGUGUAUGCGUUGAUUGAUGCAUAUUUAUUAUGUCCAGAUGAUGUCUGAUGUUUUGACUGCAAACAAUCCAACCACUCAAACAGCUUCUUCAUUUGAAAUGAGUACAUUUUGCAUCUGCUUUAUAUGAAACAAAUGAAGAAGCUAAUUUAAGUCUUCAGUAUCCUUCCAGCCUUUUUUUUGUAAUAUUUUGGCUCUGUACACAACACCCACUCACAGGUGUCUUCUCACUUUCACAUCACACUUUGUUUCUGUUUGGAGCUCUAAUUAAAUCUGCAUUCAAGUGAACUGAUCCCAGAAAAAAUAAACAGGUUAUUUGCAAUGAAA